AUGGCCGCUCCCGCGCGUGAAGUCUACCUCGCCGAGGGCUUCGUCGCCACCUCUCUCAGGGUACCCCAGCUCCGAUCCAUCCUCGUCGAGCACUCCAUCAAGUUCCCCUCCUCGGCCAAGAAGGCAGACCUCGUCGCCCUCUUCGAGAACCAUGUGCAGUCCCGCGCCGCCGAGAUCCUUGCCGCCGACGCGCGCGUCCGUCCUUCCGGCCGCGGUAUCAUCGCAGUCAGCAACACGGGCGACGAGUCGCCCGUCGAACGCGAGCCUUCCCCGCCUCCAUCGGGCGUGAAGCGCGCAAGGGGGCGGCCCAAGAAGUCAUCCGCGACGAUCGCGUCCGACGAGGUCGAGCCGGAGGCACAAGACGCCCCGCCGCCUAAGAAGCCGCGGUCCCGCAAGAUUGCAGCCAAGCCCGCACCCGAGCCUGAGCCCGAGCCUGUGGUCGAGGAGGAGGAGAAGGAGGUCGUUAAGGAGAAGAAGCCGCGUGUUUCGCGACGACGUGUCACGCAGGCAGAGAUCGCCGAGGACGACUCGGAUGCCCCGGCCAAGCCCCGGUCAAGGAAGCCCAAGCAGGAGGUCGAGGUCCAGAUCAGCACUCCUAAGAAGAGCACACCGCCCGCCCCCGAGCAGCCGGCCCUUCCGCCACCGAGCGCGCGCCGCAAGUCGACCAAGCCUGCUCCUCCCGUCAUCAACGAGCCGUCUUCCUCGAGCGACGGGUUACCGCCCCCGUCAGUGCGCAAGCCGCGCACUAGCUUUGCGCCACCCGCGCCCCGUGAUGAGAUCAAGGAAAGCAAGCCCCGCCGCAAGUCGCGUCACUCGUCCGAGGCUGAGGAGACGACCUUCUCCGACUUCAACCCGUUCCAGAGCGGCACAGAGGCGGCCGCUGAGGCCGCUGUCGAGCGCGAGCGUCGCAGGCGCAAGUCUUCUCUCGGUCUCGGUGAGACCAAGCGCCGCGCCCCGCGACCAAGCGAGUGGACCGCCACCUCUGCCCCAACGCAGAGCAUCCUGCGUCGCGUCGGCCCUAGCCAGGAGGAGCUGCGAUCACCGACGGACGACUUCCGCGAUGCGAUCCGCCGCGACGCCGACGAAGCCGAGGCGCUGAACGACGACGUCGCUCGCCAGGUUGCUUUGGCGGAGAAGGAGAAGGAGGAGCAGCCUAAGGUGGUUGUGAAACGAACGCAGACCCUCACGAAGAAGCGCUCGGCGCCCGUGCCGAACGGCUCCAUGAUGGCUCUGAUCCUGAGCGGCCUCCUUCUCUUCUCCUGGGGCGGUCACUGGAAGUCUGUCUCGUCUUCGAACGGCUACUGCGACACUGGUUCCAUGACUAACGACGUGAUCCAGGCGCGUGAGCAGCCGAUUGCCGAGGCGCAGCACUGCGUCGCGCUGUCCACGCAGCACCGCUCGGACCACCCUGACGCACUCGCGCUCAACUGCGACAUCAGCGCGCUUCCCCUCGUGCCCUUCCUCCCCCGCCCGACCAAGUGCACGCCUUGCCCGCACAACGCCAAGUGCUCCAACGGCGAGGUCGUCGCGUGCGCUCCCGAGUACAUCCUAACGCCGUCGCUGCUUGCCCCGAUCUCGCCGCUUUUCGACGGCCUUCCCGGCCUGCCCUCCCGCGUGUUCACGCCCGAGUGCCGCCCGGACACGGCGCGCAUGCGCCAGGUUGGCCAGAUGGCUCGCGAGAUUGAGCGCCACCUCGCCCGUGGACGCGGUCUUGUUGUCUGCUCUGGCUCGGACAAGGAGUGCACGAAGGGUGUUGGCCUGUGCUACGGCACGUCGGAGCAGAGCCUGCACGACUACUUUGCCGCCAGGCGCAACCCGAAGAUGUCCCAGGACGCAUUCGACGAUGUCUUUGUUGCGGCGCUGAAGGACCUGGUCGACCACGGCGACGUUGUCGAGUCGAUUGACCCCAACGGCGACUCGUGGUACACUGCUCAGCGUGCCGAGCUCUCUCUCCAGUGCAAGGCCAAGGUCGGCGCCCGCGACUUCAUGCACGAGUUCCGAAAGCAGAUUGUGGGUCUAGUCGUUGUGCUGGCCUCCAUCGGAGCGUUCAGCCACCACAUGAGCGAGCGCGAGAAGGAGAAGAAGCGCGCGCGCGAGCUCGUCGACACGGUCCUCCACCGCCUCCAGGAUCAGGAGUACCAGCACUACACCGACCCCGUCGUCACGCCUCAGCCCUACCUGCCUCCAGCGCAGCUGCGUGACGUGAUCCUCCCCCGUUCUGAAGGCGACGAAGCGAAGCGCCAGCGUCUCUGGGCGCGUGUCGAGAAGGAGGUCGAGCGCAACGCCAACGUGGCGACGCGCGAGCGCGAGGUCCGCGGCGACGUGUGGAAGACGUGGGAGUGGACCGGCGUCGGCGGCCGCCCCCGCAUCUCCAUGGGUGUCCAGGAGACCGUCGCCUCGCCGCAACGACCAGGACACGUCGCGUUCUGA
Trichosporon asahii var. asahii CBS 2479 is the source of this 2430-nucleotide messenger RNA. RefSeq lists its product as uncharacterized. The record is from RefSeq and is a predicted model, not a curated record. NCBI's taxonomy places the organism in Eukaryota, Fungi, Basidiomycota, Tremellomycetes, Trichosporonales, Trichosporonaceae. The transcript is spliced from 4 exons. Gene Ontology annotation, molecular function: chromatin binding. Bases 1 to 2430 code for a protein of 809 amino acids. Gene Ontology annotation, cellular component: nuclear inner membrane.